CAUAUAUAGAAGCGCUGAUGCUGAAAUAGUUAUGUCGUGAACGUCAAGGACGCCCCCGAAGAGAAAAUGUCCAACACAAUGCUUGCAAUCCUUCAACAUGCAAAAGGGAAUACAGUUAGCCCGGUCGGGAUAGCUGCACUUUCUUCAGCAACGCGUUGGACCGGGUACGUGUGGCUUGAUGCUGACGCUGCGGCGGUCAAGCCGCACCCUCCGGCCUUAUAUGGUUGUGCUGCCGAUGUUGCCGCCGCUGGCGUGGCUGGCCCGCGCGCCAGCCCACUCCUCGCUGCUGGUCGGCCGUGGGGUCUGCCGUUCGCCUCAGAAGGAACUUUGGGCAGCCUUGCAGUGCCCACACGGUUGAUGAGCACCACCAGUGUCUCAUGCAGAAGCAACAGUGGCAGCAGCGACGUGGCGCGGUCGCAACCAGCGGGGCUUUCCACAGCAGCUGUCGCCACCGAGGGCAUGCCGGAUCCCAAGCAGGCGCCCGUGGCAGCGCCACAGGCGCAGGUGCAGAAGAUGCCAACACAGCAGGCAUCAACUCAGCAGCAAGCUCCCGCGCAGCAGGGCGGGUGGGAUGACGACGCCGAGUCGCCGCCCAUCCCGCUAGAUCCAAACGUCAAGCCGCCAGGCAUGGCCUUCGUGACGGCCGGCGCCGCAAUCAGUGCCCUGCUGGCGGUCGGUGUAGCGGCACUGGGCAUCCUGGGCACCUUUUAUGCCGGUUACGCCAUUAGCCAGAUUGCCAAGGAGCUUAAGAAGCCGGAGUCAGGCUUGGGGGCGGUGGCAGCACCUGCAACAGCAGCACCUGCAGCAGCGGGUGUGGCUGCAGGUGCAGGGGCCACGGCGGCGGCGGCAGGGGCGCCGAGCAAAGGUGCGGAGGCGGCCGCAGCGGGCAAGGCCGCCAGCAAGGCCGCCAGCUCGCAGCCGGGAGCGGGCGGUGGAGGCGACGGCAACAUGCAGGCCGUGGCACAAGGCGAGGGAGCGGCUGCGGCUGGACCCCGGCGCGGCAGGAGCUGGUGGGCUUGGUUGACAGGGUACCGGAGCCGGGCAGGCAGUUCGGGGGAGCAGGUCCAGUCGCCAGUAGCGCAAGAGUCGCCUCCCACAGAGUCCCCACAGCCGGCGACGAGCAGGUGAAAUGGGCGCUGGGGCGACGGCACACUUGGCAGGCCACAGGGGCCCGGAAAGCCUGCUAUCACGGGACCGCCUGGGAGUCGGUUGACCGGUAAAUAAACUGGAAUCAAACUGCGGACUAGCGCGAGUGGAGAAGCUGCGACUUUGCUUGUAGUGCUCGUGCUUUCGGGGCACAGUAUUUGAAUGUAACUUCACGGUUCG
This is a messenger RNA of Chlamydomonas reinhardtii, 1326 nucleotides long. RefSeq lists its product as uncharacterized. Lineage: Eukaryota; Viridiplantae; Chlorophyta; Chlorophyceae; Chlamydomonadales; Chlamydomonadaceae. The record is from RefSeq and is a predicted model, not a curated record. The transcript has 4 exons. The coding region runs from base 79 to 1128 and encodes 349 amino acids.